AAGUCAAAUGUAAAAUUUGACAACUUUUAACAGAUCCGACUGUUUUUAAAGUUCUUGUAGCUCUAAUGGAGUUCUUUGGUUUAACACAAUAUGGAUUUAGUAACCCUAUAAAAGAUAUGAUGCGAGAUGAUUACAAAGAACCUAAAAAACCACCAGAAGGGGAAGCAGAAAGUGAAAAAAUGAAAAAGAGCUUUGGUGAAAAAAUAAAGGAACUUGACUGUUACAUUGGUACUGCAAACGGUUUUGCUUACGGAUCUUCUGACAGGCUGUUACGAAUGCGUCGUAAAUACAUGUGGAAACCAGUUGGACCAUUUGAAAUGCAUAAGUAUCCUGGAGUAAACUCCAUGAAUUAUGGCUGGUGGAAUUACGACCCGGCCUUAACAUGCUUGCCUGCUGAAGAAAAUUGGUACCGGCCCAGAGUUACUCACUCUAUAACAACUUCGGAAAUGAGCCGAUUUAUUAAUUAUUGCCUGACCAUGGACAAAUAUUUUAAGAUGUGAACGUUCAAAACCAAUCAUUCUUGAAAUCGUAUAUCUAAUACUAAAAAAUUUUAAAAUUUCUACAAUUUUAUAUAUAUAUUUAUAUACACCAAUGUAACAACCAUAAUAUAUUUAUGUACACCUUA
Anthonomus grandis grandis is the source of this 625-nucleotide messenger RNA. RefSeq lists its product as uncharacterized. The record is from RefSeq and is a predicted model, not a curated record. Bases 66 to 500 code for a protein of 144 amino acids. The transcript is spliced from 4 exons. NCBI's taxonomy places the organism in Eukaryota, Metazoa, Arthropoda, Insecta, Coleoptera, Curculionidae.